CCGCAAAUAUCGCUAUGGCUACUUCACUUCCGCUUCAAGACAGAGUGGCAAUCGUCACCGGCUCAUCCCGCGGGAUCGGCAAAGAGAUCGCACUUCAUCUAGCUUCACUUGGCGCCAGACUAGUCAUCAACUGCACCUCCAACUCACACCUCGCUGACUCAGUCGCUGCUCACAUCAACGCAAACCAACUCACUCCACGAGCCAUAACCGUCUGCGCUGACGUGUCAGAUCCGGAGUCCGUUAAGUCUCUCUUCGACUCCGCCGAAGAAGCCUUCAACUCGCCGGUUCACAUUCUCGUCAACUCAGCCGGUGUCGUCGACGUACAUCUACCAAGCAUAGCAAAUACAACAGACGAAUCCUUCGAUCGCAUCAUGAACGUGAACGCGAAAGGAGCGUUUCUCUGUGCGAGAGAAGCGGCGAACAGACUAAAACGCGGCGGCGGAGGGAGGAUCAUACUUCUGACGACGUCACUAGCAGCUGCUUUUAAGCCAGGUUACGGCGCGUACACGGCAUCGAAGGCGGCGGUGGAAGCGAUGACAAAGAUUCUAGCUAAAGAGUUGAAGGGGACGGGGAUUACAGCGAAUUGCGUGGCGCCGGGACCUGUUGCGACGGAGUUGUUCUUAGAAGGGAAGACGGAGGAGACGGUGAAGAUGAUUGCGGAAGGGAAUCCUUUUGGUAGAAUUGGUGAGACCAAAGAUAUUUCUCCUGUUGUUGGAUUUUUAGCCACUGAUUCUGCUGAAUGGGUCAAUGGUCAAAUUAUUCGUGUCAAUGGUGGCUAUGUUUAGUUUUUAGUUGGUUUUUAUUACUGUUAUUUAUUUAUAAUUUGAAUCUUUUGAACAAUUUAAGUUAGCAUGUUAUAUUGCCCACCCUUUUGUACAUGAUUACAGAUGAAAGAAAAGGAUGCAAGCAAGCAAUCCUAAUGAAAGAUAUUAUGGUAAGCUAAAACUGUAUUGUGAAGUUAUUCAAAUAUCACAUGGAAAAUACAGACCAUUAGUAGAUUAGUACCUGAACAAAAUAUUUCAUAACCUAGAAUUAAUAUUGCACAUUAAUUAAGAUGGCAUUGAAAACAAAAUGUGAGUUAAUCAAACAUCGCAGCAGAGUGUAGAAACCAACAAAUGAUAUAGAAAACAAAAUUGAGAAUAAUCUAAUGUGGAAGAUUUGAAUUUUCGUUAACUAUAGAAAAUGUAAUGUGCUGUAACAAAACCGAGAGCUCUAACUAACAAAUAAAUGAAAAAUAGCCGUAGCAAAACCGAGAGCUCUAACUAACAAAUAAAUGAAAAAUAACAGCAAUUUCUCAAGUCGCGUGUUCCAUAUACCAUAAAUCAAGAGUAACCCAGUAAGUCAUCAAUAGUAAUAACUAAUUCCUUAACUUAUAGGUUGCAGCGGAGUCUCAUAACGAGGUCACAUAGCACAACAUCUACAAAGGUGAUAUCAAGCUCUCAACAUAGACUUCUUGUGUCACCAUUUCACUACGGAUGUUGUUUUGAAAUUUAGAAAUCUUAAAAGUAUUAUUUAUGGAAUCAUAAACAACCAAACUAUUAAUCCCUAACUCCGUACACUCCAUCAACACUUUGUCAUUCUCUGAAAUAUAUAAUGCUCUGUUAUAGCCAGAAAAACCACAUUCUACCGUGUGAGGAACAGUUAACAAUUUAGUCCAAGAAUUUUCAUUUCCAUAUUCCUUCAUAAUCCAAACAUCAGAAAACCUGACCUUCCGAGAGAGGAGAGACAAACAACCCCUCAAUGU
This is a messenger RNA of Vicia villosa (hairy vetch), 1744 nucleotides long. Its product is annotated as NADPH-dependent aldehyde reductase-like protein, chloroplastic. NCBI's taxonomy places the organism in Eukaryota, Viridiplantae, Streptophyta, Magnoliopsida, Fabales, Fabaceae. The record is from RefSeq and is a predicted model, not a curated record. The coding region runs from base 15 to 785 and encodes 256 amino acids. The transcript has a single exon.